AGGUCGUUAUUAUUGUAAUGACGAGAAAACAAACGGAAACGAAUGGCUGGGUUACCGUAUAGGUCGUAUUUUCUAUACUGAUGUAACGAGAAAUACCAGAAAUCGUUUUUUUAUUCAUUGAAUUGCAAUAUAAUUAUUAUUAUCAAUAAUUUUGAAUUAAUUUAAUUACACGCCGUGUUAGACAUUCUUUUAUUUCCGUUUGGUGGUGAACGUGAGAAAUGCAAAUUGCAACAUAUUCAAAUUUCAAAAACAAUAUCAAAUGAGUUGCUGUUUAGACCUCACCUUCAGUUCGAUCGUUUUUCCCACUACAAUAAAACGUGCAACGUCAACAACAAUUCAACACACUUGUUGUUACAUUUGUCCUGCCGGCCUCUUCAUAAACAUUCAUACAGCCAGUGAGGUGCUGGAAAAUUAUCAGCUGCCAUCUUCAAUCUAUCUGGGAGAUCAUCAGCUGCCAUCUUCAUUGGAUCUUCAACGUUUGAAAACGAUCCAGCAAGCGGGAAAAAAGCUGUUGCCCGGAUUGUGUUGUUGUUGUUGUUGUCUGCCGCUCUAAUAAAUUCCGGAUCGACUCUGGACUAGAUUGGCUAAGCCUCGCAAUUCGGGGAAGAAGAGACAAAUAUGAAUCGAUUAGCCAACGAGUCUGAGAUGAAAUGGAUGCCGUUGCUCUACGGGGUGACGGCCGGCCUGUCGAGUUUGGUCGUCGUCCUCAUGCUCGUCUGGACAUUUCACUUCCGCGGCGGAUUCGCCUGGCAGGAUUUCCCAUCCAUCCAAUUCAAUUGGCAUCCAGUCCUCAUGGUCGUCUCUUUCAUCGUCCUAUACGGUCACGGCAUUUUGGUGUACCGUUUGUUGCGUAACGAGCCGAAGAAGAAGCUGAAAUGGCUUCACGCCGUCAUGAUGAUGACGGCCCUUUUGCUGGCCUCCAUCGGACUCAAGGCCGUCUUCGACUCGCACAAUCUGGCCGAGCCGCCCAUCGACAAUUUGUACACGCUGCACAGCUGGAUCGGUCUGUCGGCCGUCAUCUGCUUCGCGCUCCAGUGGCUCUUUGGCUUCGUCUCGUUCCUCUUCCCCGGCGUCCGUCACUCGCUCCGCGCCUCCUACAUGCCACUGCACGUCUACGGUGGACUGAUGAUCUUCGGACUGGCCACGGCCGCCGCCCUCAUGGGUCUCUUGGAGAAGGCCAUUUUCUCCAGGGUUUCGUACGCUCCUUUGACGGCCGAGGGGAUCCUCAUCAACUGCACCGGAGUGGCCGUGGCUUCGCUGUCGCUCCUCAUCGUCUACAUCGCCACACGGUGGCAGUACAAGCGGCAACCGCUGCCCGAGGACGAACUUCUCCUGGCCGAUCAAUUGGCCGAAUGAUGAAACUUCAUUCAAAUUUCUUUCAGGCGACACAUAUUUAAAAACAAAAACAAAAAAACAAGUAGGGAAAAGUCAAACCACAAAAGAAAGAAACACACACUUAUUCUAUUUCUAUAGAGGCCGACGUGAUUGAUUAAUUAUGUGACAGAGGGUUGUGUUUGUUUUUAAAGGUGCUUAAGAGAAAAUUUGGAUCAUUUUUUUCGCCCAGUGAAAUUCCCAAAUUAAUUUGCUUUCAUUCCUUCAUCGAUUCCAAUUUUAGUCAAGGGGAAAUUCCUUUUCUUUGUUUUGAUAUUAAUCAAGGGUUUGUCGAUCUCCUCCAAAUGUUACACAACUGUUUUGAUUUUAUUUUUCUAAGUGUUUUGAUUUCUAUUGAAUUCAAAAUUGGCGCUAGCACGGUUGCCGAUUUUUUACGAGAGAGUUACUUCGGUGUGUAAUUUCCAUUUCCAAAUAUUUCAAAUACAUUCUACAUGUUGCAGCAA
Messenger RNA from Daphnia pulex (common water flea), 1835 nucleotides. RefSeq names its product plasma membrane ascorbate-dependent reductase CYBRD1-like. NCBI's taxonomy places the organism in Eukaryota, Metazoa, Arthropoda, Branchiopoda, Diplostraca, Daphniidae. The transcript is spliced from 5 exons. The record is from RefSeq and is a predicted model, not a curated record. Gene Ontology annotation, molecular function: oxidoreductase activity. The coding region runs from base 619 to 1356 and encodes 245 amino acids.